Fusarium poae is the source of this 240-nucleotide messenger RNA. RefSeq lists its product as uncharacterized. The transcript is spliced from 2 exons. The record is from RefSeq and is a predicted model, not a curated record. NCBI's taxonomy places the organism in Eukaryota, Fungi, Ascomycota, Sordariomycetes, Hypocreales, Nectriaceae. The coding region runs from base 1 to 240 and encodes 79 amino acids.
AUGGAUGAAAGCGAAUCUCUACAAUAUCAAUAUUUCGACAUCCCACGGACCUUUGUCAUGUCAUGGACGAAUGCCGAAGGAGAUUGCUUGAUUGAGCCGAUAAAGACACUUGGGACUUCGGCCGACAUGUUUAACAGGCUUAAAGAGAUGCCGCAAACUAGUCAAACCUCUGAGCCAUCUCGCUAUACGGUGGUGGUUGGCUUUCCCUGUGAGCAACACUUCAAACUUCGCAAGCAAUGA